UUAUACCAAGAUGUCUUAUUAAUUGUUGAGAGAUUUCUAUAUGUAAAAGGAUUGGUUUUAAAUUUGUAUUUGCUUGUGUAUAUUUACGUAAUAAUUAUUAGCCCGAUUAAACGACCAGGUGACUAAAAAGUCUGCAGUCAUUGAAAUAUCUUUUUUAGUAUUAUCUAUGAACGCAUAUAUGUCACAGAAUACAUAUAUUAUAUUUGCUACUUUUUUGUCAACCAGGGUGGCGCGAGCCGGAUGGGGAGAAGUCUCCGUUCCUCCGCAACGAGCCAGUGAAGCUGACCCCUGCGUGGGAGGGCAGCAACCUGCCCAAUGACACGCUCAACUUGAAAGGAAUUGCAAUGGACCUAGCACCACCUAAAGACAGAUGGAACAUGAUAUACAUAAUACUUGCGAUACACGGACUUGGUACCUUGAUAGCAUGGAAUAUGUUCAUCACUGCAAAGGAUUAUUUCGUUGAGUAUAAAUUAGCGAACGCCAAGGAAUACUCUGAGCAUUAUUUGUCAUACGUCGGAUGGGCGGCGCAGGUGCCAAACUGUUUGUUCAAUUGGAUUAAUAUCUUCGUGCCUCUAAAGGGCAGUUUGACGACGCGUAUAGUAUGGUCGCUGAUGAUAGAGGUAGCUAUAUUUGUGGUGACUGUUAUUCUGGCCAUGGUGGACAGCUCCCAGUGGCCCGCCACAUUCUUCUGGCUCACGAUGAUAUCUGUGUUGUUACUUAACUCUUUCAACGCUAUUUUCCAAAACUCGGUGUACGGUGUGGCAGCUCGCUUACCGCCGAAAUACACAGGCGCUGUGGUACUAGGGUCGAACGUGUGCGGCACCAUAGUAGUGUUCAUGUCUUGGACAUCGGAGUUGUUCGAUAGCCGACGUACUUCCGCCAUAUAUUACUUCAUCACCGGCAUAUUUGUACUGCUAUUAUGCUUCGACACGUACUUCGCUCUGCCUCUCAAUAGGUUCUAUCGCUAUCAUGACACGCUGCAACAGAGAACGUUACGCGUUAACCCAGCAUUGGCUGCCACCAACCAAGUGGCUACUCCAAUUAAAACGAAAAUCCCAUAUGGGACAAUUUUCCUUCAGGCGUCGGUUCAACUCUACAAUAUAUUCAUUGUGUUUUUUGUCUCGCUUGCUAUAUUCCCCGCUAUUCAUUCUGAUAUCGAGCCUAUUCAAGAAGGUUUUCUCGGUGGCAAAUUCGUGUUGAUCACAUGCUUCCUGACAUUCAACUUGAUGGCUAUGUUGGGAAAUAUCACUGCUAGUCUUUGGCAAUUCCCGACACGCAGAUGGUUGUGGGUGUUCACCUCGCUGCGUAUCCUGUUGAUCCCGUUCUUCCUGAUGUGCAACUACAAGCCGUCGAUCCGCACUUUACCCGUUUGGGUGACCAACGACUGGGUGUACUGGGCAGCCGCUGCGCUGUUGGGCUGGAGCUCUGGACAUGGCAGUUCUUUGGGGAUGAUGUACGUCAGCAGUACGGUAGCGCCCGAGCACGCGGCCACUGCUGGUAUGAUAGGCGCGGCGACACUAGUGACGGGCAUCCUGGGCGGACUGCUGUUCACACGUCUGGGGCCCGCAUUAGUGACGCUACCCUCCAUCUAGCGGCUGCGGGCCCUGCUCCAAGCUAUAUACGCACUCCUGGCCGCGCUUUGACCGGACCAACUCAUCGACACCCCUGACGAUACCUAGAGGACGUAAGCUAAAC
Diatraea saccharalis (sugarcane borer) is the source of this 1695-nucleotide messenger RNA. Lineage: Eukaryota; Metazoa; Arthropoda; Insecta; Lepidoptera; Crambidae. The record is from the annotation of a GenBank genome assembly.